AUGUACUCGAAUGGAGCUCGCUGCCGCUGGAGGGCGGCGGGCGCGGCGUGCUGGGCGCCCGUGGAGUAUGUACUCGAAUGGAGCUCGCUGCCGCUGGAGGGCGGCGGGCGCGGCGUGCUGGGCGCCGUGGGCGGGCGGGACGUCGUGCUGGCCGUGGUCAAGCAGCUCGCCUCGCCCGAGCCGAGCCCACUGACUACUGACGCCGAGUCGGAAUGGAGCUCGCUGCCGCUGGAGGGCGGCGGGCGCGGCGUGCUGGGCGCCGUGGGCGGGCGGGACGUCGUGCUGGCCGUGGUCAAGCAGCUGGCUUCGCCUGAGCCGAGCCCGCUGACUACUGACGCCGAGGGCGGCGGGCGCGGCGUGCUGGGCGCCGUGGGCGGGCGGGACGUCGUGCUGGCCGUGGUCAAGCAGCUGGCCUCGCCCGAGCCGAGCCCGCUGACUACUGACGCCGAGGGCGGCGGGCGCGGCGUGCUGGGCGCCGUGGGCGGGCGGGACGUCGUGCUGGCCGUGGUCAAGCAGCUGGCUUCGCCUGAGCCGAGCCCGCUGACUACUGACGCCGAGGGCGGCGGGCGCGGCGUGCUGGGCGCCGUGGGCGGGCGGGACGUCGUGCUGGCCGUGGUCAAGCAGCUGGCCUCGCCCGAGCCGAGCCCGCUGACUACUGACGCCGAGGGCGGCGGGCGCGGCGUGCUGGGCGCCGUGGGCGGGCGGGACGUCGUGCUGGCCGUGGUCAAGCAGCUGGCCUCGCCCGAGCCGAGCCCGCUGACUACUGACGCCGAGGGCGGCGGGCGCGGCGUGCUGGGCGCCGUGGGCGGGCGGGACGUCGUGCUGGCCGUGGUCAAGCAGCUGGCCUCGCCCGAGCCGAGCCCGCUGACUACUGACGCCGAGGGCGGCGGGCGCGGCGUGCUGGGCGCCGUGGGCGGGCGGGACGUCGUGCUGGCCGUGGUCAAGCAGCUGGCCUCGCCCGAGCCGAGCCCGCUGACUACUGACGCCGAGGUGGAAUGGGUGCUAGAGGUGAUCCGCUACGGGCUCUCAUUACCACUGAGCUCGCACGAAGCGGUGCGGGACUGCGUCCGCGUGUGCUGCGCGUGGCUGGCGCCGCUGCUGCCGCCCGCCGCGCCCGCGCAGCCGCCGCCGCCGGCGCUGCCGCAGCCGGUGCGCGACCACCCGCACCGGUACGCUAGGAAGAUACUGGCGCAUCUGCAGAACCUGUUCGUGCCGAGGCCUGAUGAGAGCGGCGACCUGAUCAGCAAGCAAGCUGUCCUCUGCCACCGGGUGCUCCGACUCGCUCGCUCUCUCGCCGGCUCGGCCAUGCUGGGCGCGCGCGAGUGGCGCUCGCUGCUGCUGCUGUCGCGCGGCGACCUGAUCAGCAAGCAAGCUGUCCUCUGCCACCGCGUGCUACGCCUCGCUCGCUCUCUCGCCGGCUCGGCCAUGCUGGGCGCGCGCGAGUGGCGCUCGCUGCUGCUUCUGCUGCUGGCGUGCGCAUCCGCGCUGCUGUCGCCGCCCGCGCCGCACCACUCGGCCGCUGAGCAGCUGUGCGAGCGCGUGCUGUGCGUGCUUUUCGAAGUGUGGAUACUGGCGUGCCACAGAUGCUUCCCGUCACCGCCGCUAUGGCGCACGCUGCGAGCGCAGUGCGUGCGCUGGCGGCACCGCGCGGCGCUGACGGAGCAGUGGGCGCGCGCGUCGCUGUGCCUCACGGCGCGCCUGCUGCGCCACAUGUACGGCCCGCUGUUCCCCGCCAUGCCCGUCAGUGAGUACUGUGCGCUCGCUGCGGCGCAGUGCGUGCGCUUGCGUGCGCUGACGGAGCAGUGGGCGCGCGCGUCGCUGUGCCUCACGGCGCGCCUGCUGCGCCACAUGUACGGCCCGCUGUUCCCCGCCAUGCCCGUCAUGCGUGCGCUGACGGAGCAGUGGGCGCGCGCGUCGCUGUGCCUCACGGCGCGCCUGCUGCGCCACAUGUACGGCCCGCUGUUCCCCGCCAUGCCCGUCAUGCGUGCGCUGACGGAGCAGUGGGCGCGCGCGUCGCUGUGCCUCACGGCGCGCCUGCUGCGCCACAUGUACGGCCCGCUGUUCCCCGCCAUGCCCGUCAUACUGUGCGCUCGCUGCGGCGCAGUGCGUGCGCUGACGGAGCAGUGGGCGCGCGCGUCGCUGUGCCUCACGGCGCGCCUGCUGCGCCACAUGUACGGCCCGCUGUUCCCCGCCAUGCCCGUCAGCGAGGAGGACGCGACCCUUAUCCCGGCAGACAUGAGUGCGGAAGCGGUGAUGCAGAGCUGGUACCGCAUGCUGCACACCAUCGGCAAUCCUGUGGACCUGUGCCGACCGCAUCUCAUCAGCCAGACGCCCGACUUCCUUCAGUAUUCAAUCACAGCGGAAGAGGGAGCGCGCGACCCGAGCCAGCACCCGUGCCUGGCGGCGCUGCCGUCCAUCUUCCACAAGGCCAUGAAGGGCGUGGCCGCGCACGUCGACGCCUUCCUCGGGCGGGGCGACUGCCGGUGGUGGGCGGUGCCAGAAGCGGGCGGGGCGGCCGACGACGAAGACACGCCCCCCGCGCACCGCCGCCUCGCCAAGUCCUUCAGCGUGUCCUCCCGGCCGAGGGAGCCUAAGCCCGAGCGCGGCACCCCGCGUACGUCUCUGAUUGGACUGACAAGCAGCCGGCCGGCCAGCGUUGCACCCACCACGCCGCCCAACUCCAUUACGUCGCAAGUUUGCGACGCAGAGAAGCCGCCACUAACACCGCUGCGGCCAAAAGUGAACUCGAUUUUCCACCUGUUUGGGGAGUGGCUGUUUGAGGCGGCGCUUAUCGGGACCACGCCUCCUUACACCAACAACCAACAACGCGCCGACGGCACACCGCCACCGCCGUCGAUGUCUGACGCUACGUACAAACUCAAUAUGAUGAGUUAUCAGCCAGGUCGUGCCGAAGCCCUGGGCACGCUUUGUCGUGUGCUGUGCUCGAAACAGUGCCGUGAAGAAGUGUUGGCUCCAUAUUUGGCGCGCUGCUACGCUGCCAUACACCGGGGUCUGCGGGACCCCGCCACUGCCGCUGCCGUGGUCUUGAACGCGCCCGACAUAUUCAGAUUGGACCUAGACGGCGUGUUAGUUCUUGUGCCAGACUUCAUCUCGGCACUCGAGAAGAUCCUCUGCGAGCGGGAGCCCAAGCUGGAGUGCGGGACCAUAGACAAGCGCGAACUGCGCAAGGCCGCUAUAAGCGCGCUGUUGUCUCUGGUCGCUUUCCCGCAUCAUUAUAAAGGACUGCCGGUGCCUGAGUUCCCUGGGUGUAAUGAGUACGCGGGCAUGACACUAGGCGACCUCGUGCGAGGCAAACUGUCUCUGAUCUGCGUCUCUGCUGUGCAAGUGGAGUGGUCCGACGCACUCGCUGUACCGUUGCUAAGUGCGCUAUACCUGUGCGUUCGACACAACGCACAGUCUGGCGGGAGAGCCGCGUCUGCUCCGCCUGGGUCGACUAUGUCGCAGACUACUGAUUAUAAAGCGCGGUCGGAUAGCGGCAGCGCGUCGGGCAGCGCUGAAGGACACUCGUCCCUCGACGACUUCGCGGCUGACGUUAGGGAGCUAGACCCAUCCUCGCCUGUUUUCGGUGCAGCGUUAGUGGUUCGCGCGACGUACCUCGUGUGCCACCGGCUCAUUUCUUCGUGGAAGGGAGACUUGCAGGUCUCGUUGGCUGCCUUGGAACUGCUGUCAGGUCUAGCCAAGCUACACUCCGCUAAACCGGAGGCGGUGGAGCGCAAGCGCGCCGUGCGCUGGAUAUGCGACUACAUCGUGGUGCAGUGCUCGCGGCCGCCGCAGGCGCACUCGCGCGACCUGCACUCGUGCGUCGUGUGCGCCUACGCCUGCCUCGCCGCCUGGCUGUGUCCGGCGCUGCUGGACGCGUCCGACACGCGCGCCACGCUGCUGCAGGUCGUCGAGCUGGGGCUGUCCGGCGCGCGCAGCCAGGGUAAACCUGGCGACCCACCAAAGAUGAAAGACGAAAAGGAGUUGAAACCUGUCUCCAUGAGGGUUCGAGAUGCUGCCGAAUCUUUGCUAAUGCUCAUAUUGGACCAGGAGGGUGAGAACGAACCGGGUGGUGGUCGCUGGUGCAGACUCGACGAGAGAUGGUUGCGAGCGUUAGGCCACGGCAGACUGCGACACUUCGUGGCGGACGGUGGUUUACUUCUGUCGCUGCUGGAAGAACCGCUGGCCAACAGUCAGGAGCCGCAGCCGACGCUAGUUGUGAUAAUCCGGUGCGGCUGGGGCCGCUUCGCGUGGUCUCUCAGCAGCCGGGGCGCCGCGCGCUGUGCGGGCCGGGGCGCCGGCGCGGCCUGCGCGCGCCCCGUCGACAUGCUGCCCGCGCCCCGGCCCCCGCCCCCCGCCUGCCGCCCGCUGCAGCCGCCGCCCCCGUGCGCGCUCUACUGCGGGCCGCGCCCCGGCGACAUGCUGCCCGCGCCCCGGCCCCCGCCCCCCGCCUGCCGCCCGCUGCAGCCGCCGCCCCCGUGCGCGCUCGACAGUGCGUUCCCAAGCCUAGAGUCUGUGCUGAGACAGCUGAACGACCCCGAAGCGCCGACGCUGUUCAAACUGCUGGACCAACAGGCCGCGAUAGAGAAACGCGUCACGGAGAGCGAAGAUAAUGUUGUACCUGAAGAAUACGUGCCGCCUGAGCCUGUUACCGAGUUCCAGACUGCGAGACUGUUCUUGUCACAUUUCGGAUAUUUGAACAUCGGAGGGGAUAAAAAGGGAGGGCCCCCACGUCUAGUAGCCCUAGACGACACAGCCCCAGGCUUCGAGGCAGCGUUACGACGUCUCGACGCGUGCGGGUCGCGCGCUCCUUUGACGGUGCACGUGUUCUGCGCGCGCGCCGGACAGACUACUGCCGCGGCUAUACUGGCUAACGUGCACAGCUGCGAUACCGUGCCGCCUGGGUUCAUACGGAUGCUGCACGGUGAUGUAAAGUUAUUAAAGCUACGAGCCCUAGACGACAUAGCGCUAGGCUUCGAGGCGGCGUUGCGGCGUCUUGAUGCCUGUGGGUCGCGCGCGCCACUAACCGUUCACGUGUUCUGCGCGCGCGCUGGACAGACUACUGCCGCGGCUAUACUGGCUAACGUGCACAGCUGCGAUACCGUGCCGCCUGGGUUCAUACGGAUGCUGCACGGAACCCUUGAUGACACAGCACCGGGUUUCGAGGCGGCGUUACGGCGUCUCGACGCGUGCGGGUCGCGCGCUCCUUUGACGGUGCACGUGUUCUGCGCGCGCGCCGGACAGACUACUGCCGCGGCUAUACUGGCUAACGUGCACAGCUGCGAUACCGUGCCGCCUGGGUUCAUACGGAUGCUGCACGGAAACCUUGACGACACAGCGCCGGGUUUCGAGGUGGCACUACGGCGUCUCGACGCGUGCGGGUCGCGUGCACCUUUGACUGUGCACGUGUUCUGCGCGCGCGCCGGACAGACUACUGCCGCGGCCAUACUGGCCAAUGUGCACAGUUGCGAUACUGUGCCGCCUGGGUUCAUACGGAUGCUGCACGGAGCCCUAGACGACAUAGCGCCAGGUUUCGAGGCAGCGUUACGGCGACUCGACGCGUGCGGGUCGCGCGCUCCUUUGACGGUGCACGUGUUCUGCGCGCGCGCCGGACAGACUACUGCCGCGGCCAUACUGGCUAACGUGCACAGCUGCGAUACUGUGCCGCCUGGGUUCAUACGCAUGCUGCACGGGUCAGUUGAAGAAGAAACAGUCUUUUAUCGAAUCAUGGAGGUCACACGCCGGGCUUGGAAAGAACGCUACGCACUAGGCUUCGAGGCAGCGCUACGGCGUCUCGACGCGUGCGGGUCGCGCGCACCUUUGACGGUGCACGUGUUCUGCGCGCGCGCCGGACAGACUACUGCCGCGGCUAUACUGGCUAAUGUGCACAGCUGCGAUACCGUGCCGCCUGGGUUCAUACGGAUGCUGCACGGAACCCUAGACGACACAGCGCCGGGUUUCGAAGCAGCACUACGACGUCUCGACGCGUGCGGGUCGCGCGCUCCUUUGACGGUGCACGUGUUCUGCGCGCGCGCCGGACAGACUACUGCCGCGGCCAUACUGGCUAAUGUGCACAGCUGCGAUACCGUGCCGCCCGGGUUCAUACGGAUGCUGCACGGUGAUGUAAAGUUAUUAAAGCUACGAGCCCUAGACGACAUAGCGUUAGGCUUCGAGGCGGCACUACGGCGUCUCGACGCGUGCGGGUCGCGCGCUCCUUUGACUGUGCACGUAUUCUGCGCGCGCGCUGGUCAGACUACUGCCGCGGCUAUACUGACUAAUGUGCACAGCUGCGAUACCGUGCCGCCUGGGUUCAUACGGAUGCUGCACGGAACCCUAGACGACACAGCGCUAGGCUUCGAGGCAGCGUUGCGGCGUCUUGAUGCCUGUGGGUCGCGUGCGCCUCUCACAGUGCACGUAUUCUGCGCGCGCGCUGGUCAGACUACUGCUGCGGCCAUACUGGCUAACGUGCACAGCUGCGAUACCGUGCCGCCUGGGUUCAUACGCAUGCUGCACGGAACCCUUGAUGACACAGCACCGGGUUUCGAAGCAGCACUACGACGUCUCGUCGCUAUACUCGCUAAUGUGCACAGCUGCGAUACUGUGCCGCCUGGGUUUAUACGGAUGCUGCACAGAGCCCUAUACGACAUAGCGCCAGGUUUUGAGGCAGCACUACGGCGUCUCGACGCGUGCGGGUCGCGCGCUCCUUUGACGGUGCACGUGUUCUGCGCGCGCGCCGGACAGACUACUGCCGCGGCUAUCCUUGCAAAUGUGCACAGCUGCGAUACCGUGCCGCCUGGGUUCAUACGGAUGCUGCACGGAGCCCUAGACGAUAUAGCGCCGGGCUUCGAGGCAGCGUUGCGGCGUCUCGACGCGUGCGGGUCGCGCGCUCCUUUGACGGUGCACGUGUUCUGCGCGCGCGCCGGACAGACUACUGCCGCGGCCAUACUGGCUAAUGUGCACAGCUGCGAUACUGUGCCGCCUGGGUUCAUACGCAUGCUGCACGGGCAGCGUUACGGCGUCACGGUGCACGUGUUCUGCGCGCGCGCCGGCCAGACUACAGCUGCGGCCAUACUGGCCAAUGUGCACAGCUGCGAUACUGUGCCGCCUGGGUUCAUACGCAUGCUACACGGGGCUGUAGAGACGCACGAGCUACGAGCCUACGACGCGCACGCGCCCGCGCAGCCGCGGCCUCCGCCCACCGACCCCCGCCGCGCCCCUGCCCCCGCUGUCUACGACGCGAGGGAACAGCAUACGAAUGGAAUCUUUCGAGGGAGCGUAGGUACCUACCUUACGUCAGUAACGGUGCACGGCGGCUGGUCGGGACGCGCGAGCACUAGUUACGACGCGCACGCGCCCGCGCAGCCCCGCCCUCCGCCCGCUGACCCCCGUCGCGCGCCUGCCCCCGCUGUUUACGAUGCAAGGGAGCAGCAAGCCUCCUGCCACUCUUCGUUCUGUCUGCCUCGUACCAUACGAAUGGAAUCUUGCGAGAAAGUGGAGGUACCUAUUUUACGCGGCUGGUCGGGGCGCGCCAGCACCAGCUACGACGCGCACGCGCCCGCGCAGCCCCGCCCCCCGCCCACUGACCCCCGUCGCGCCCCUGCCCCCGCUGUCUAUGACGCGAGGGAGCAGGUUAUUUACUGGGCAGACUCCACGAACGAGAUAGCGUUUGUGGUGCCUUCAGGGCACGAGCUAGAUGAAGAGAAAAGCGAUACCGAUGGCGGGUGCCAAUCCACCAGCAGAAGCUCGGACAAGGCGGCGGGCUCGUGCUGGGACGUGUCCGGCUCAGGCGCUCCGUCGUACGAGCGCUCGGUGUCCGAGUCGGACAAGGCGUCCGCGCCCUUGGACAAGGCGCGCGCGCUGUCGCUUGACUUGGACAAGCAGCCUGCGGCGCUUACAGGGAGCGGACGACGUAAUAGAGACUUCACACCAAAGAUCCUCAUCAUUUGGUUGGACGACUUUGAAGACCAUCUCAAUCUACCAAUAGAUGAUCUUCUCCGUUACUGUGAGACGGGUCUCCCGUGGCGGCGCCACGAGGCCUACGUUAUGUGUGUGUCGCCUCGUCGCAGCGGAUUGCUACUAGUCCGUGUACCGCCGCCUGCUUCUUCCGCUGGAGUGUUAGCAGAUGGCGCCCAGUUGGCGCCUAGUUUACUGCCCGACUGUCUUAGGAGAGCGGCGUUGGACAGGGCGAGACGAGCUAGGCUGCAGACUGAUUUAUAUCAACCGCCCCACGUGAAGCGGCGCCACCUCAUCCAAGAACUAGCGCAGCAGUACAAGAAGGAUUUGUCUGAACCCGAACUGCUGGAGUCCUUAUUCCGAGCACCAUAAGUUUCGAAUUCGAGAUGAAGCGAUUGAUUCGCGAUUUCGAAAAUAUAAACUCAAAAUACUCCACCAUUUUUAUCGCCGAAUUUAUGGGAUGGUUACAUUGACUUUGACACUUCCUUUAGAAGGAUUAGGGAAGCACUUUGUAAGUAACAGAGUGUACAGCAGAUUCAUUUAAUUUUACGCAUUAUUAAUUUCGUACUUAUUUAUUAACGUUGAUGUAUUUUUUUAAAGUAUUGUUUUAGUAUUAUCGCAUAUGAAAUUAUGUAACUUAAUAUUAAGACUGAUUUUGUUAAUUUUAAUGUAUCUCAAGUAUUUAACAUUCCCGAAUAACAUGAUAUGCAUAGGUGCUUAAAUGAUUAUUAUAUUUUAAAGCAUAAUAUUAUUGUAUUU
Molecule: messenger RNA, 8712 nt
Organism: Ostrinia nubilalis (European corn borer)
Lineage: Eukaryota; Metazoa; Arthropoda; Insecta; Lepidoptera; Crambidae
Exons: 56
Coding region: 1-8325 (2774 amino acids)
Biological process (GO): activation of GTPase activity
Molecular function (GO): GTPase activator activity
Source: RefSeq, a predicted model, not a curated record